Molecule: messenger RNA, 3247 nt
Organism: Apis mellifera (honey bee)
Lineage: Eukaryota; Metazoa; Arthropoda; Insecta; Hymenoptera; Apidae
Gene: Srp72
Product: signal recognition particle subunit SRP72
Exons: 8
Coding region: 60-2027 (655 amino acids)
Biological process (GO): SRP-dependent cotranslational protein targeting to membrane
Cellular component (GO): signal recognition particle, endoplasmic reticulum targeting
Molecular function (GO): ribosome binding; protein binding; 7S RNA binding
Source: RefSeq, a predicted model, not a curated record
UAUACUGCAUUCGAUAGUCAAAUUAGUUCCACGUUGGACAUGAUCGCAAAGUGAACAAUAUGGCUACAAAAGAAAACAAUCUUCCUAUAUUAUAUGGAGAAUUAAAUAAAUUAGGUCAAAAUGGAGAAUAUGAAAGGGCCAUAAAAAUUGCCAAUAAAAUUUUAUAUACUUUCCCGGAUGAAAAAGCUGCUUUCCGUUGUAAAGUUAUUUGUCACAUUCAACUAUCUAAAUUUAAUGAUGCACUCCAAUUUAUAUCUAAGAAUCCAAAACUAGCAAGCAAUUUAGAUUUUGAAAAAGCAUAUUGUUUAUAUCGAUUAAAUCAAGUAAAUGAAGCUUUAAAAGUAGUGGAAGUUUUGCCAAAUCCUUCAUUGAAACUCAAAGAACUUAAAGCCCAAAUAUUAUAUAGACUUGAAAAAUAUGAAGAAUGUUUCUCUGUAUAUAGAGAUAUUAUAAAAAAUUCUCAUGAUGAAUAUGAAGAUGAAAGACAAGCUAAUCUUGCAGCAGUGGUUGUAAAUUUAACAAUUGAGGGUUCCAAUUUAGAAGUUCCUGUAUUACGUGAAGAUACAUAUGAAUUAAUAUAUAAUGCAGCUUGUUGUUUAAUUGCACAAGGUAGCAAAGGUGAUAAAGCUGUUUUAAUUGAGGCAGAGAAAAAACUUAGAAUAGCUGAAAAAAUGUGUAAAGAAGGUUUAGAAGAAGAUGGAGUUGCAGAAGAAGAAAUAGAAGACGAAUUGGGAAUUAUUAGAGUUCAACUUGGGUGUUGUCUUCAACUUCAGGGUCGUGAGAAAGAAGCUCGAGGAUUAUAUAUUUCUGCUUUGAAAGCAAAACCAGAUGAUAUAGCUUUAGUAGCAGUUGCAAGCAAUAAUCUUGUGUGUCUCAAUAAAGAUCAAAAUGUAUUUGAUAGCAAAAAAAGAAUGAAAAGUGCUACUCAUGAUAGCUUAGAAUAUAAAUUAACUUCUAGACAAAAAAGAAAUAUUGCUUAUAAUCAAUGUUUGCUAGCUUUAUAUACUGAUCAGGCAGAACAAUGUCAACAACUUUGUAAUAAACUUGCUAAAGAUCAUCCUGCACUUGCUGUGGAUGCAAUGUUUGUUAAAGCAGUACAACUUGGUAAAGAAGGUAAAGCAAAGGAAGCAACAGAUUUACUAACACAGUAUGCAAUUGGAGAUAAAGAAUUACAAAUGAAAUUAGUUUGUGUACAACUUUUAUUAAGUCAAGAUGAAAGACAAGAAGCAAUCAAUGUUCUUGAAAAUUUAAAUGAAAGAGAUAAAUCUUUACCUGGCAUAGUUAGUACACUUGUAACUCUUUAUAUGGCUGAAAAUAAUCGUGAAAGAGCGUCAGCUGUUCUUAAAAAUGCAGUUAAUUAUUACAAGAAAAAUAAAGAAACUACUGCUAAUUUAGGAGAAUUAUGGCGACAAGCCGCUGAUUUUUAUCUACGUGGAGGAGAAAUUAAAAUGGCAGCUGAUAUUUUACAAGAAAUGGUAGAUGCUUCGCCUUGUGAUACCAAAACAUUAGCGCAAUUAGUAGUGGCCUAUGUUCAAUUUUGUCCUGAAAAAGCACAAUUAUUAUCAAAACGUUUACCGCCGUUACAUGAUUUAUAUGAAACAACCGAUAUUGAUGCUUUAGAAAGUAGCAAUUGGGUAAUUGGUACCAAAAUGAUCAAGAAAAAAAUAGAACCAUCUCCUGGCAAACCAGUCGAUGUAACUCAAAAGAAACGAAAGAAACGCAAACGUAAAGGAAAGUUGCCUAAAAAUUAUGAUCCAAAUGUUCCACCUGAUCCUGAGCGAUGGUUACCUAGACACGAACGUAGUGGAUUUAGAAAAAAACGAGAUAGAAGAAAUCGAGAUGCUGCAAUGAAAGGCACUCAAGGUGCUGCAACUGGAGCUAGUGAUAUGUACGAUAUUACUAAAAUGCCUACAAAUGCAAAACCUUCCCCUAAUCCACGACAUAGUCCAGCAGUAGAAAGUUCUGGUCCACGACAACAACAACGUAAAGUUCAGCAGAAAAAGAAAAAAAAGGGAGGGAAGUGGUAAAGUGAUAUAAAUAACUUAUACUUGUGUUAUAUUUGACCGAAAUAUAUGUAUGUAUGUAUGCAUGUGUGUAUAUAUAUAUAUAUAUAUAUAUAUAUAUAUAUAUAUAUAUAUCGCUACCGAUACAACAACGGAUGAUUGAAUAAUGAUAAUGAAUCUGUUUAAUGAAUCAAAUAACUUUUUCAACUUAUACAUAUAUGUAUUUUUUAUCGCUGUACAAAUGUACAGUAUGAAAUACUGCCAUUUUUGAAUGAAUGUAUUUUAUAUCAGUAUCAUUUAAUCAGUGUAAAUUUUUAACUUCUGAAUUUGCAAUUAGAUUGUAAUUGAGUUCUAUGUGGAUUGGAAAUAUACAUAAAAGAUAUAGUACAUAAAAUAUUUUUAUUCUUUUUUUUAAUCCUUUUGUCAAUUUCUGACAAAAUUCAGUAAUAUAAUAUACAAUAUAGAUAACAUGUUUCUUGCAUACAUUGACUAGGAUUUGGCGAUACAUGUCUUUAUUCCUCUGUUGGUAACAAUUGUAUAUAAAAAUACAAUCUGUUUCAUAUUUUUUUCUUUUAAAAAAAUCUGUAAUUUAUGUAAUUUAUAUAAGUAAAUAGAUAGAUUGUGAUUGUGCGUCAAAUUUUUAACAUAUAUAUAACAGAUUUAUAUAUGUACAUGUAAUAUAAUAAGUGGCAUAAUAAUUUUAUGUUUAACUAGAAAUGUAACUAUAAUAAUCUUAUGUUGCAUAUAAUAAUAAAAUGCCACAUCAUAUUUCAGUAUAGUUCAUGUUGUAAAAUCAUAAUUCUAUGAAGACACAAUUUGAUUAUAUCUCAUUAUAUUUAUGAGAUAUAUGUGCACGUACACGUGCAUGUGUAAAAGGAUAUUUUUGUUCUCUACCAUCCUAAUUUAUUGUCUUGUAUUAUCAUUGCACAACAUAGUAUUGUUUAUGGUGUAUAUAUAAAUUUAUAUAACAGAGGCAACUAUCGAGGUAAGAAUAAUCGUAUAUAUCAUAAAACGCUUCUACGUUUGUUUUUAUAUAGUUUUCUAAUAUGUCAAGGCUAUAAAUCGCUUUCAUCUACAUAUUUACUUAAAAUACUUAAUACCCUUCUGUUAGAAAAUAGUACAACAGGCACACUUAUUCCAAUAUUUUCUGGUCUGAAAAUUGUGAUAUGCAUAAUAUGUAGAAAAUAAACAAGCACUGGAAAUUUAUUUUACCAGUCCUAAGUAAAUAUUUCCGUUCGUAGUUU